Molecule: messenger RNA, 1816 nt
Organism: Paramisgurnus dabryanus
Lineage: Eukaryota; Metazoa; Chordata; Actinopteri; Cypriniformes; Cobitidae
Gene: plekhs1.1
Product: pleckstrin homology domain containing S1, tandem duplicate 1
Molecular function (GO): protein binding
Source: RefSeq, a predicted model, not a curated record
AGGACACAAUAUUUUUACUUAAGGAACCAUUCACCAAAAUGUGCAGCAAAAAUGCAGCCAAUGUGGAGGAAAUGCACACAGGUUACCUGUACAAGUCCCCUCCUGCUGUUUUCAUAAAAAAUAUGAUAUCAUGGAAGCGUCGCCUUUUUGUGCUUGCCAAGACAGGUGACAGCAACUAUGAGCUAAGAUAUUACAGAAAUAAUAAGAAAGACAAACCUAUAAAAUCCAUAGAUGUUUCCAGCAUUACAGAACUUGAUUGCCCUAAAGAGCAUUCUUUUAUUGAAUGGAUCUGUAAAGCCUUCAAGUGUACACCAUCCUCUGUGCUGUUCAUGAAGGCAGAAAAUCCUAAAGACAAGGUUCAAAGAGAGUAUUUCUUCAUAGGAGAAACCAGUAAAGAGGCAGAUGGAUGGUUCAAUGCCUUACUUCAGGUGCUGAAGCAUAAUAAAUACAGCUCUGAUUCUGUACCAUGGAACAUGACUGAAUUAAAUUCUAGACAGAUCAGUUCUACAUCCAAACCUGUACCACUGAACAUUAAUGAACCCAAGUCUACUGAUGACAACUCAGACGAUAGUGAUCAGAGUGGAGGUGAUUGUGUACCACCACUGCCCCCCAAAAGGAUAUCAGUACAUGAAUAUGGUAAAACUGAGAACCAUAGAUGUGACCAACAACACAGGAGGCAACCAUCCACAUUAGAGGAAGUGGAUCAUACUGCAGGGGAAAGCGGCAAAGAUAUCAAAUUAUCAUCAGGGGAAAGGAAUAGUCUUCUGGAUUGUGUCACGAAAGUUUUUAAUGAUAUGCAGACAUACCAAAAAUCUGAUGAGGGGAAAGAAACCCUGAGUGAAACACAGACCACUAAGGAGAUCUGUUUACGUCUUGAUGAUCUCCUGGGCUUGAAUUUAACAGAGGAAGCAGGAAAACCAUGUGUAUCUGAAUGUGAGCAGACUGAGGUCACAUGUCUACUCCAUAAGGGGGAUCAGAUCGUGGCUGUCAAUGGCCUGCGAACAGACACAGUGGAGGACGUAAAGUCAUAUCUGGGAAAGAUUAACGGACAUGAGGUAAAACUGACAAUUCUACAACACCCAAAUUCUAACCCUUUGCACUCUGAAGAAACCGAGGACAUAGUUUAAAUGACCUGAUCUUAUUUCAGGGUACACAUCUGCUCUGCCAUAAUCAUUUUUUAUGAAAAUGUUUAUGUUUAGCUAUUAUGUAUUAGAUACAUUUUAAGUGGGUAUUAUGUGAGGUCCUUCUAUGAAUGUGGACAAUCUUUGUUUUUGUUUGUAAAUGGACAUCCUUGUCUCUGUGCCCUUAAAUCACAUUGCUGUUAAUGAAUUUACACAAGAAUACUAUAACAAUUUGGAUAAAAAAAAUAUUACGGAUUACUUACAAUAAAUAAAUGCUGGAAUAGCAUUACAGAAAUACUGAACUAAAUACAGUACCACUGUAGACAUUAACAGUGAUUGUGAGAAAGUUUUGUGAGCCAUUGCACUAGUUCAACCACAUGGUGGCGCUUUGAUCUUCUUGCAGUUUUUGUUUUGUUUUUUACGGAUAGUAAAUUCUUACCAGUGAUUCUACAAUUACGUCUUAUCAUGAUUUCUAUUUUUGGGAGGGUGUAGGAUAUUCUGUUUAACACUGUAUGUUUUUAUAAACUGACUUUUUGCAUAAUGCUGAGUUUGAUAUUUUGAUACAAAAUGUGCCUUGUUGAAUUAAUAAACAACACUAACAAAAUAAUUCUUUGUCUAAGAGGAAUAAUAUUAAAAAUGUGUCAAAACAGCCAGGAAUAAAUGUGUCAUCUUUCUUAAUGACAAAAAUACGAAUG